AUGAGUAGCCCGCUGGAUCUGUCGCUACGGCGAUCGUGCGAUCGUUGCCACGAGCAAAAGGUGCGCUGCAUUCGCGACUUAACCCUUUCUGAGGAAGGCACUACCUCCUGCGUUCGAUGCAGAAAGGCGGGUGCUAUCUGCCUAUACAGUCCUCAGCUGCGAGCUGGCCGGCCUCCUGCAUGCAAGCGUUCGCGGCCCUCAACCACCGUGCCAGACUCUGACCUGCCGGCUCCUAGCACCCAUCCAGAUGAGGAACCCUUCUCUCCAUCCCUCUUCUUCUCCGGACUAGAUUCCGAGCUAGCCUUUGAAGAGGACCCUAUCCCCUUACUGGCGCCGGUGCAAGCCCUACCCCGGGAGCAUGUCACGGAGGACCCAACCACCACCCCAACUCCCACCACCACCACCAGCAGCAUCGACCCCGUUGACAACGAGCUGAUGGAACUAGGAGAGCUCGCCCGUCGUAUCCAUCGGUCUGCGCAUGUCUUCACUGCCCCAAACCUCUCGGGAAUCCAUCCUCUGUCCGUCUCAUCUCCCGCCAUCCAGGAACUCUGUGAUGCGGCGUUUGCCCUAAUUCGACGCAUUCCCAACCUGCCCUCCUGCCUGGCCACCUCACGCACGCCCUUCUGGGCCCCGACAGCUGGGCUUCCCCCAUUAUGGGAUGACGGCCAGUGCUCCUGGUCGGCCUGGUCACAUCAUUUUAAUGAUAUCCCUUUCUGGAGGUCGCCUUCAUCGUUGGACGCCGGGCUCGUUCUGAUGGUCCUAGCCUGCCACCAGCGUCUCAUGGCUGCAUUUGAGAACGUCACCCUAUCAGUUUCACAUCAUCUCUUAGGCCCAACACCGAUAAACUCCAUAACACAUACCCACUCGUCUCCGCUGCUUCCUCAUCACAUCCCGCCUCAUCCGCGGCAUUCACCAGACUCGUUCACGACGGAGACUUACCGCGGUCGCAUUAUCCCUCCUCCACAGAGCACCCAGGCACUACUGAUCGUGGAGCUCCUAGACCAUCUACUGGACCAGCUUGAUGGUGCGUUUCGCCCUCUUCUUCCCGACGAGCAGGCGGGAAAGUCGAUUCCCGAACCAUCAUCAACGACAAAUCGCUCUACGCUACCCUCGCCGCGUUGUUCAGUACUCCAGAAAGACCCUUUAAUGGCAGAUGCGGAAGUGAGCCUGUGUGUGGAAACAGCCCGGUCCAUGAUCGAUGCCAUGCAACAUCGACAUGGACGGUUGCGCGGGCAACUCAAAGAGAUACGACGGCGAAUUAAAGACACCAAGUACCAUUAG
Messenger RNA from Aspergillus sclerotioniger CBS 115572, 1281 nucleotides. Its product is annotated as Zn(II)2Cys6 transcription factor domain-containing protein. Gene Ontology annotation, biological process: regulation of DNA-templated transcription. Lineage: Eukaryota; Fungi; Ascomycota; Eurotiomycetes; Eurotiales; Aspergillaceae. Gene Ontology annotation, molecular function: zinc ion binding; DNA-binding transcription factor activity, RNA polymerase II-specific. Bases 1 to 1281 code for a protein of 426 amino acids. The record is from RefSeq and is a predicted model, not a curated record. The transcript has a single exon.